AUGAGUUCGACAAGCAACCAGCUUCAACGACUUCGAAGAUAUAUUAUUGAGAACAACAUUAAUCGUUAUGGUUAUACUCAUUUUAGGAACGUUGAAUUAAUCAAAAAUGGAAGACUUAAAAUUGUGUAUCGUGCUACUUUUAAAAAUAAAGUCGUUAUAUUAAAGGCAUUCAAAAAUAAUGAUUUAAUUAUUAAUGAAGUUAUUAAUGAACUUAAGUUAUAUCAUAGAGUGGAUAUACACCAAAAUAUUAUACGUUUUUAUGGUGUUACUAAAAAAGAAGAUUCAAGUACUAUACCUUAUAUGUUAAUUUUUGAGUUCGCUGAAGGUGGAACUUUGAAAUCAUAUUUAUAUGAAAAUUCAAAACUCCUUUCAUGGAAUGAUAAGAUUAAAUUUUCAUUGCAAAUUGCAAAUGCUGUUAGAUAUUUACAUACUAAAAGGAUAGCUAAUGUUGAGUUGCAUUCGGAUAAUAUAUUUAUGCAUCAUAGAAAUAUAAAGCUUUCAGACUAUGGGCUUUCAAAUAGAUUAAAGGAACAAACCGUUAAAUAUCAAAAUCUCAGAUUUCAUAAACAAUCUGAUGUAUACUCUGUUGGCCUUCUUAUGCAAGAAAUACAUAACAACAAUCGAAUUGCUGAAAAUAUUGUUAAUCCUACUACACUUGGUCGAGAAAAAUAUAUUGGAAUUUAUAUUGGUUGUUUACAAAACGAACCUAACAGUCGCCCAGAAAUUCAAACUAUUAUUUCUAAUUUAAAAGCGUUGAUUAUUAAUUAUAAUCAAAAUAUAAAUA
Cetraspora pellucida is the source of this 784-nucleotide messenger RNA. The record is from the annotation of a GenBank genome assembly. Lineage: Eukaryota; Fungi; Glomeromycota; Glomeromycetes; Diversisporales; Gigasporaceae.